UUUGAAAGGAAAUUUUCUGGCAGCGCAACGCCAGACACAAGAUGUUUUGGUCAUCGUUUCAGUUCAGGUCAUGGGUAGUCACUGACUUUUCUGCCAUCCAGGAGUAACCUGGUGCUGAUUCUGUGCAAACAUUCCUAAAUGCAAUAUAAGACAGAAAGUACAAACUGCUAUCCUAUGAGAAAAGUGUGUUGUCGCCUCUUAACACUUCGGUAUCACUUAGGUGUUUCCUGGGAACCAGGAAGCCUAUGUGACACAAACAAACACUUUUUCCCCACCCUUGAUUGCACGGUUCAUUCGGCUCCACCCUGUGCAUUGGUACAACAUGGCCACGGUGCGCAUGGAGUAUUACGGCUGUGAGCUCGAUGGCUGCUCAGUCCCUCUCGGGAUGGAGAACGGCCUGAUCGAGGAUCGUCGCAUUUCGGCAAGCUCUGUGAACUCCAACUGGUAUUUCGGAGCCUGGAGUCCCUUUUUUGCUCGCCUUAACAAACAAGGAGCUGUCAACGCAUGGCAAGCAAAGUACAGAGACAUGAAGCAGUGGCUUCAGGUGGAGCUGCCGGAUGUCAUGAAGAUAACGGGUAUUGUCACUCAAGGAGCCAAGUCACUGGGGAAAGAAAUGUAUGUCACCACAUACACUCUAAAGUACAGUGACAAUGGCAUCCACUGGCGCGACUACGCAGAGGAUGAGGACCGACCAGCUAAAAUCUUCUUUGGGAACACUGACAACAACGAACAUGUCAAGAAUUUCAUCUACCCUCCCAUUUUUUCACGCUUCAUCCGAAUCAUCCCCAGAACCUGGAUGGGCUCCAUCACACUGCGGGUAGAGCUGUUGGGCUGCAACUUUGAAUGACAUCGAUCAUCAUGCGCAGCACACUGCCAUAUGAAUCAAAAGAUUCUACAUUUCCAACGACAACAAGUCUGAGUUUUGAUUGAGUCUAUCAGAUUAUUUUGCUCCCAUACCUUAAUAUAGUCAGCAAACAUGAAGAACAGCUCUGCGUACGAUGUGGUGAAAUGUUACACAACUGCAAACUACAUCUACAAAAAUAUUAUAAAUGAAUAUUUUGCAGUCGAUCCAUCCAUAUUGUUAAAAAA
This is a messenger RNA of Hippocampus comes (tiger tail seahorse), 1089 nucleotides long. RefSeq names its product coagulation factor V-like. The transcript has 4 exons. Gene Ontology annotation, cellular component: plasma membrane. Gene Ontology annotation, molecular function: signaling receptor activity. The coding region runs from base 323 to 847 and encodes 174 amino acids. The record is from RefSeq and is a predicted model, not a curated record. Lineage: Eukaryota; Metazoa; Chordata; Actinopteri; Syngnathiformes; Syngnathidae.